This is a messenger RNA of Drosophila serrata, 2643 nucleotides long. RefSeq lists its product as uncharacterized. NCBI's taxonomy places the organism in Eukaryota, Metazoa, Arthropoda, Insecta, Diptera, Drosophilidae. The record is from RefSeq and is a predicted model, not a curated record.
UUGCCUAUCACACUUUCGCUGUUUUCGCCGAAUUUUGGCCACUUUUGCGGUUUUGGGGGAUAUUUUAGUUAUUCGCUUUUAAUUUCUGUGAUUUUCGCUUCGUUUUUUGUUUCUGUUUCGGUUUCAGCUGGAAAAACAUCGAUGUUGCUAUCGGUGCUAUCGAUACGUGCUCGAUUUCCCACAGUUCCAAAAUGUACACAAUCGGUAACAAGGGUCUAAUUUUGCCGCAAAUAUUUUAGCUGAAUUAUAACUGGUAACACUCCAUAAGUAUAAUCUGGUAACAUUGCAGAAGUAUAAACUGGCAACACUAUGACGGAUUUGUUUUUGUUUUUCCCUGUCCACUAAUUGGCUUCGCGUACCGGUAGCAAUGAAAAUAUUUGCUAACCUGUGGAUUUUGGCGGUGUUAUUGGUUCCAUUGGCUGCCACUGCCACGUCCUCUCCCAGGGCUGGCCAGGCGACCAUCAGAGAGUGCCCCGGCCGGAGUGUGCCUCAGAUCCGAGCAGAGGCGGAUGACUACGAGAUCUCUCUCAUUCUCUACUACGUGUCCUGGGCAAGUGAGGCACGACAGGCGCGCCGGGUUUAUAAUGACCUGACGCCCUACUACCAGGAGUAUGCCUUCUUCGGGGCGAUUGAUUGCUGGCACCUGCUUUGCAAUUGUAGCCGCACUCUGCAGCCCGCUCCCGGAGUCGUGGGCGCCGGCGGCUAUCCGGACAAGUGGCCCACGCUGGUGGUGCGCUACGGCCAGAAGCAGAUACUGCAGUACCAGGGCGUGUGGAACUUUGAGGACCUCGCCCGUUUCAUGAACUACCUCAUCCAACCGAUUGAUCGGGCUCACAGCAGCCAGGAGUUGGCGACCAUUAGGAAGCACUCGGAUGCCGUGGUGUUGGGCCUGCUAGAGUCGCCAGAUCAAGGGGAGUACAAGCGGUAUCUGGGAGCAGCUAUUCGCUGGCUGGAGCUGGACCCAGAGAUAAAUAUUCGCUUUGUCGUGAAUUUCGGAAGCAGUGCCAAGAAGAUGUUGAAGGCUCCGGACACUGCACUGCCCCAGUUGGUGGUCAUCGACAGUCGGAAUGCGGUGCACACGUUCAACAGCUCGUUGAGUGGCGGCUGGAAGACGCUGGACAUCCUGCGCUGGGUGCGCCACACUCUUAGGAACAUGUCGCUCUUCUCCAACGGCUACGGCACGCCUAUGAGAAUUGCCAUGAAGGCACGGCAUGUUCCCGUCCUGGCAAUGGGCGUACGGAUGAGUCAAAUGCCGCUGGUCAUGGGCGAUGAGAUAAGUGCGGCCCAGAGGAAGCAAGCGGAGACCUGUGAGGAUUACUGGAACAGAGUAGAGCAACAGGCGGAGGAGUCAUACUCGCUGCUCCAAGUGCCAAACGAAUUGUAUUGGGAAAGGGAGCAUGCCGAUCGAUGCUAUUCCGCUUGGCGCCGAACCAGAAGCACACUGGCUAACUACUAUCGGAUCAACAGGUACCUGAAGCAUCUGUGGACGCAGUACACCCACCAGAGUCACCUGAGAAAGCGUAAUGUGCCCCACCUGAUAAACCUGCACUCCAGAAACAUUUGUCUGGCGCACUCGAAUCACGGAACGCCGGCUAUGAAGAUUGGGAUUUCAAAAAUGGUUACCAAGUACGGCCAGCUAAUCUGGCAACAUUCGGCGGAACAGGCCUUCCACAAUCGCUCGCUGGGCGUGGUGAUCUUUGACUCAGUGAGAUACCGGGACUACCUGCAACAGCUGGGAAUACAACAGCAGCACCAGCACAUACAGGUCUUUAUCAUUGACGCGGCGGAGGAGUCACUGUACGUGAUGCCGCAGCAGCAGCAGCAUCUCUCCUUCUUGUAUGCGGCCCUCAAGGACUUUAUUCGGCAGUUUUAUGCCCGAACUCUGCCAAGGAUUCACAAGAACGCGUUGCCAUCGAUGGAUUCCGAAUUCAGCCGCAACUACAAUAGGCAAAUGCUGUUGCAUUCGCUUCAUCUACCGAAUGCCACCAAUGUGGUCUUCAUGUAUCGUCCAGACUGCGCUUUAUCCGCCGUAUUAUCGCAGGCCUUCCUGCAGGUUUCGGCCCUUCUCAGCAGCCCCGAGUUGCACUUCGUCCGGUUCGAUAGCCAAAACAACGAUCUACCCUGGGAACUGGCCAUGCCAAUCUCCCCCUCGCUGAUCGUUUUCCCGCAAACGAAACCCGCCGAAUCCGUGGUAUUCCCCACCGACGUGCGCAUAGAUGUACAAAGCGUCUUUGCCUUCGUUAUUGCCCAACUGGAGCCGGAGCAGCAGCUGCGUUCGGUCCUAACUAGCUGCCGACGGCGGACACGGAACGUUCGGAGCUGCCUGGACUUUGCACGCAACCUGGUACUGCAGCAUGUGAGCCAGUACCUUAAGUACUGGGAGAUUUAUGAACGGGAGCGGGACGCAAUUCUCUCCCACCUCAAGGAGUUCAACCACCUACACAUGGCCAUCGAGAGCAGCAUACGGUUAUAGCGAUAUCCCAACGAUUUAGACUCCUAGCUAGUUCUGAUAAUUAUUCCAGGCCAAGCAACGAUGCCUGCCCGCACGCUCCUCAACUGUAGCCAGUAAGCCCAAAGUUGUCUUUUGUUAAGAUAUUUAACACCCAUAGGGGAAGCUAUAAAUAAAUAAUAAAUUAAGUACAA